Molecule: messenger RNA, 1233 nt
Organism: Mercurialis annua (annual mercury)
Lineage: Eukaryota; Viridiplantae; Streptophyta; Magnoliopsida; Malpighiales; Euphorbiaceae
Product: exosome complex exonuclease RRP46 homolog
Exons: 8
Coding region: 181-912 (243 amino acids)
Biological process (GO): nuclear mRNA surveillance; poly(A)-dependent snoRNA 3'-end processing; U4 snRNA 3'-end processing
Cellular component (GO): nuclear exosome (RNase complex); nucleolus; cytoplasmic exosome (RNase complex)
Source: RefSeq, a predicted model, not a curated record
UGCAGCUCCAAACAUCACUGAAAACGACAGCAGUUUAAAAAUAAGUAACUCGUCGUUUGGCAAAUUAGCUUCUUCUGCAAUCUUAAACCCUAAUUGCAAAACCCUACUAAUUCCCUCCAAUUCUCUAUCAAUCUCUUUUUGUAGCCAAUUUUUAAAUCAAUUAAUCUAACAGUAACAAAAAUGUCCAGCGAGAGAGACGAUGGGCGCAAGCCGAGCCAGCUAAGACCACUCGCAUGCUCACGCAAUGUACUAAACCGUGCCCAUGGCUCCGCUAGCUGGUGUCAAGGAGAUACAAAGGUUUUAGCUGCUGUUUAUGGACCUAAGCCUGGAACCAAGAAAAAUGAGAACCCUGAAAAGGCCUGUAUUGAAGUCCUUUGGAAGCCUAAAACUGGUCAGAUUGGAAAAGCGGAAAGGGAGUAUGAGAUGAUACUGAAGAAAACUUUGCAGAGCAUCUGUGUUUUGACUGUCAAUCCCAACACCACUACAUCAGUUAUAGUUCAGGUUGUUCAUGAUGAUGGUUCUCUCCUGACAUGUGCCAUAAAUGCAGCAUGUGCUGCUCUUGUUGAUGCUGGAAUGCCUAUGAAGCAUCUUGCUGUUGCUAUUUGUUGUUGUUUAGCAGAAGAUGGAUAUGUUAUAUUGGAUCCCACCAAGUUGGAGGAACAGAAAAUGAAGGGAUUCACAUAUUUAGUCUUUCCAAAUUCAACUCAAUCUGUUCUACCAGAAGGGUCGUCACUUGUUGAAGGUAAACCUAUCGAACAUGGGAUCAUUACGUCUGUCACCCACGGAGUGAUGUCAGUGGAGGAAUAUCUUGAUUGUCUAGAUCGAGGGCGUGCAGCCUGUGAACAACUGUCGGGUUUUCUCAGAAGGAGCUUGAAAUUACACCUACCAGGCGACUCCUCAAAAGCUGGAUGAUUUUGGUAAAUAUCACGCGAGAAUGCUGCGGGAAGUCUCAAUUAUUUUUUGGAGAUACUUAUUAUGAGCUGCCUUCCUGUGACCUAACCCAAGUGAUAAAUGUUACGGUUGUACCAUAGCUAAAUUAUAUGCAGUAGAUGGAGGCUUCAACUCCCAUUUAUGUGCAGUCUUCUUGGUCAUAUUAUUAUUAUCUUUAAUUUAUAAAAUGAAAUGUAAUGCUUUUCCUGUACUCAAAUUUUGAUUUUACUCUUAUAUAAUGACACACACAAUGAUGUAUAUUGAGUGAUCUUGUUAGCCUCCAGAAGUGGAAUUCAAUCUUCA